AACUCUGCUUUGACGCCAUCUUACAGCCAAUUUUUUUUUGCGUGACGCGUUGUUGUAAUAAGAAAAAGAGUCAAGUUUCCCCGUGAAUUAGUGAUUUAAAGUGUUCUCAAGUUAGCAAGCGAAAAUGUCGCAACGCUUUGCACCUGGCCAAGCGCCAGUGCAGUCGCGCUACCAACCGCCGCCGCCGUCACCCGGCAUGCGUCCCUAUCCGCCGCCAGGAGCCACUUUUCCGCCGCGCGGUUUUCCGCUGCACCCGAACACAACGCAGCCCGUGCCUGGGACGGCGGCACCUCCGGGCGUUCCCGGACCUGGACCUGGACCCUCGCUCCUGCAGCGCGCCUCACAGCCGGCAUUCCAGAGCGUUUUGCGCGGCACUGGCGGUGGCGGCGGCUCCGGUGGUGGAAGCAAGCGUUCGGCCGAGUCGCGCAGCCUCAAUAGUGGGGCCGGCAAGGGAGAGUUUGGCACCGCCAAAAAGAAGAAGAAGCUGGCGGACAAGAUACUGCCGCAGAAGGUGCGUGACCUGGUGCCAGAGUCGCAGGCAUACAUGGAUCUGCUGACAUUCGAGCGCAAGCUGGAUGCCACAAUCAUGCGGAAGCGUUUGGACAUCCAGGAGGCCCUGAAGCGGCCCAUGAAGCAGAAGCGGAAGCUUCGGAUUUUCAUUUCGAAUACAUUCUACCCCAGUAAGGAGCCCUCCAACGAGGGCGAGGAGGGUGCCGUUGCCUCCUGGGAGCUGCGCGUCGAGGGUCGCCUGCUGGAGGAUGGCAAGGGCGAUCCCAAUACAAAGAUCAAGCGCAAAUUCUCGUCAUUCUUCAAAUCUCUGGUCAUUGAGCUGGACAAAGAGCUGUACGGGCCGGACAAUCAUUUGGUCGAAUGGCAUCGCACCCAUACCACACAGGAGACAGAUGGCUUCCAAGUGAAGCGACCCGGCGAUCGCAAUGUCCGCUGCACCAUUCUACUUCUGCUCGACUACCAACCGCUGCAGUUCAAGUUGGAUCCGAGACUCGCCCGCCUGCUGGGUGUCCACACGCAGACGCGUCCGGUGAUCAUCUCCGCUCUGUGGCAGUACAUCAAGACGCACAAGCUGCAGGAUGCCCACGAGCGGGAGUACAUCAAUUGUGACAAGUAUUUGGAGCAGAUAUUCAGCUGCCAGCGUAUGAAGUUCGCCGAGAUACCGCAGCGGCUCAAUCCACUGCUGCAUCCACCAGAUCCCAUUGUGAUCAAUCACUUUAUCGAGAGCUGUGCGGAGAACAAGCAGACGGCCUGCUAUGACAUCGAUGUCGAGGUGGAUGACACGCUAAAGAAUCAGAUGAACAACUUCCUGAUGAGCACCGCCAGCCAGCAGGAGAUCCAGGGCCUGGACACGAAGAUCCACGAGACGGUCGACACCAUCAAUCAGAUGAAAACGAAUCGGGAGUUCUUCCUCAGCUUUGCCAAGGAUCCGCAAAUGUUUAUCCAUCGCUGGAUAAUCAGUCAGACACGGGACUUGAAGCUAAUGACGGAUGUUGUAGGCAAUCCGGAGGAGGAGCGACGCGCCGAAUUCUACUAUCAGCCGUGGACGCACGAGGCCGUUUCGCGCUACUUCUUCACCAAAGUAAAUCAGAAACGAGCCGAACUGGAGCAGGCCCUGGGCAUACGCAAUGGAUAGGCAUCUGAAUCCAGGGCCAAGCAGCGAGACCAGCAGAUACCCAUCCCCCCCCCCCCCCCCCCCCCUCAUCUCUAUAGCUCUUUUUUGUACCGAAUCCGCGUCCGCGUCCCUGCCUGCACGCACACACAAAUAUUGGACCUUGCACUAAGAGAAUAAAAGUGGCACAAAUAAUUAUAGAAGCUAUCUAUCACUUAUUCCCUCGGCUGCCUCCCACCCAACGCCCAGAAUACCCGCGCCCCGUGAGAGAGAGCGAACCAGUUGUAUCCCAUUGAAAAUACAAGAUUGCAAGAUUUUUAGACUA
Messenger RNA from Drosophila pseudoobscura, 1946 nucleotides. It is a transcript of the gene Bap60, whose product is annotated as Brahma-associated protein 60. NCBI's taxonomy places the organism in Eukaryota, Metazoa, Arthropoda, Insecta, Diptera, Drosophilidae. Gene Ontology annotation, biological process: regulation of transcription by RNA polymerase II. Bases 125 to 1645 code for a protein of 506 amino acids. The record is from RefSeq and is a predicted model, not a curated record. The transcript has 3 exons. Gene Ontology annotation, molecular function: transcription coregulator activity. Gene Ontology annotation, cellular component: nucleus; SWI/SNF complex.